AGUCGCUGUCGGCAUUUUUAGUGAACGCCCAACGAGUGCAAGAUUUAUUUUCGUAUUUUAUUUCGGUUUAUUGUGCAAACAUUUCGAUACUUUUGAAGUAUUGAGAACUGUGAAUAGUGUUUCUGAUUUAUUAUUUAUAUUCAUCAGCGCUUGAUCCAAGAAAAGCCUUCCAAAAAUGAGUGUCGCUCGCUAUGAAGAUAUUGUUGCAGGCCCUUUGGCCAAAUUUUUGAGCCUUUCAAAAAGUAUUGGCGGAGAUGUUGCGCAGCAAACUGUUUUUGUGGAGAAUGCCUUCAAGGCACAAUUAGCGUUUAUCACAACUGCAAGCACUGCAUCACAACCUGCUCCUGAUGUCUUACAACAACUAUUGCAACCGACCAGCCAACAGGUAAUGACUAACUUACUUUAUCUAUUAUAA
Messenger RNA from Ctenocephalides felis (cat flea), 415 nucleotides. RefSeq names its product adenylyl cyclase-associated protein 1-like. Bases 176 to 415 code for a protein of 79 amino acids. Gene Ontology annotation, molecular function: actin binding; adenylate cyclase binding. Gene Ontology annotation, cellular component: cytoplasm. Gene Ontology annotation, biological process: regulation of adenylate cyclase activity; cell morphogenesis; cytoskeleton organization. The transcript is spliced from 4 exons. NCBI's taxonomy places the organism in Eukaryota, Metazoa, Arthropoda, Insecta, Siphonaptera, Pulicidae. The record is from RefSeq and is a predicted model, not a curated record.